CAAGAAGAGAAGAGAAUGGCAAGUCUGAUCUCCUGGUAGGGUACCUUUCCCUGAAGUGUCAAUUUUAAGUCCUUCAGACUCACAUUUUUCUCUCCUCCCUUCUAGUCCCUUGGUUCCUGGACUUUCCUUCAGAGCUAUCUGAUGCCUCAGACUUUUUGUUGCUUUUAUCCCUCUUUCUCAGGUGCUUUCACUCCCUUUCCAGAAGGCAGGCAUCCUACCUCCUGUUGCUCCAUCCUUUGCCUUCCCUUGCUUUUCUCCAUCUAGCCAAACUGGUUUGAGUCAGCCCCACCCCCUUCCGAGCUCCUGGGGCUCUUCAGAUGGUGGCUGGCCACCCAACCCCACCCUUGGGCUUGGCUUGGAGCCCUGAGUCAGCUCCAUCUCCACCCAAGCCAAAUCAAACCUGAGGCUGGAGCCGAAACUCACAGUCCUUCAAGACCUAUAGCCAGGUGAUGGAGGACGAGGAAAAGGCAGUGGAGGUCUUGCUGAGCAACAUGGAAGCUGCUCAUUCUCCAUCCCCCAUUCGCUGCUGCUGGCUCCGCCUCCGCUACUUGGCAGCUACUAGCAUUGUAUGUGGCUGCUCUUGCCUGGGAGUCCUGGCCCUUGUGUUUGCCAUCAAGGCGGAAGAGCGGCAUAAGGCAGGCCGGUUGGAGGAGGCAAUGCACUGGGGGGCCCGGGCCCGGAGAUUCAUCCUGGCCAGCUUUGCCACCUGGCUUGCUGUCCUUAUCCUGGGCCCUGUGCUUCUAUGGCUGCUCUCCUACGCCAUCGCCCAGGCUGAGUGACCCUGGGUGGCCUCUGCUGAGAGUUAGCCGACACCUCCUGGAUCCUGCAGUGCGACAUUGCUAGGGUCCAGUGCCAACAGUGGUACUUCCUGGCUGGAAGGAUGGUGCUUCUCUCAAAGGACUUUGGAAGAGCUCUUUAGCCCUUAUAAAAGGAGGCGGCAGCUGAGACUGAUGAGGGGAGGUCAGCCUGCUCUGUUCUUUCAGUGCCCACCAUCCCCUAUUCCCCACAACCUACCCCAUCCUCGGGGCCUCCAGGAGGUGGGGUUGAAGACCAGGCCUGAUUUUAUUAGUAUUUGUUUUGUAAUAAAACUCUUUUUUAGUGGUGAAA
This is a messenger RNA of Vicugna pacos (alpaca), 1107 nucleotides long. RefSeq names its product transmembrane protein 265 (gene TMEM265). The record is from RefSeq and is a predicted model, not a curated record. Gene Ontology annotation, cellular component: membrane. NCBI's taxonomy places the organism in Eukaryota, Metazoa, Chordata, Mammalia, Artiodactyla, Camelidae.